CUUGUCCCCACAUUUUUCCCGUAGUCGCCGACAGGAACUGCGAGUUUAUUCCCCCGCCGAUGAGUUGCCCACAUUUUACCCCAGAAUUUCAGAUUUCGGCCAAUGUCACUUUUGGCCAGUUCAACAGUUCAUUCAGAGAUAACCUCCAGUGCAAAGACACCUACCUAAGGCCGGACCCCGGAGGCGCUUUCAUCCCCUGGCUCUAUGCACUUUUUUUGCUCCUGUUCCAUCUGCCAGCAUGCAUCAUUCGUGCAGUUAGAUGGGAGUCCGCACAAUACCUCGCUUUGGGGCUAGCUGUUCUGGGCAUAGCUUUGACCGCUCAGUCCUUCCAGAGCACAUCGCUGCAGGCCAAGAACAUCCUAGUUUGGAUGCCCUUGACCCUAAUUCUGGACGUUGGGGCCAUGUUGCAAAUGGUCGUUCUAAUCAUCGAAAAACAUGGGGAGUCACUGAGACAUGCUAUCGUCGCCAUCAUCGCCUUCGUCCUCCUCUUAACUCUUCUCUUCUUACAAAUCUGGGCGCUCGCUGCUGCUGUUCAAGGUCGAAACCACAAGAAAAGCCUGCGAGUGAAAUGGUGUUCUCCGGCAUUCCAAGACUUUACACUCGCCAUCACCACCGGGAACUGCAACGUGUAUGGUAUCUUGGAAAGUAGCAGUAACGGUAUUAGCUGCAUAGAGCUCCCAGCCGUUCUGCAGGAUGAGUGGUUGACCGGAACCAUCAUCUGCCUCUCCGGCGCCAUUGUGUGCCAGGCCAUUGAUAUGGCAUUGCUGCGAUGCGCCCAUGGUCGGAGAUGUCGUGGCGUCCGGAUGCAGCGACCUUGGCUGACGAUGUUCGGAGGAGUCAUUCUACUCGUCCUCCUAAUUACCUUGGGCGUGUUCAAUGCAAACAGGCUCCCAGAAGGAGUCACAAGUCUUGUGUGGGUAUAUAGGAAAGAACCUAUGGCAGUAGUUGGAAGCGUUUGUCAAACGAGACUAAAAUCGCCCGGGCUAAGGGGAAUGAUCAUUGGAUGGACAGACGGCCUUUUUGAAAGCUGGAGCUCAGCUUACGAAGGAAGUGUCGUUCGGAGGCGCGGACUGAUUGCACCGUUCUAUUAG
Messenger RNA from Lindgomyces ingoldianus, 1091 nucleotides. RefSeq lists its product as uncharacterized. NCBI's taxonomy places the organism in Eukaryota, Fungi, Ascomycota, Dothideomycetes, Pleosporales, Lindgomycetaceae. The coding region runs from base 60 to 1091 and encodes 343 amino acids. The transcript has 2 exons. The record is from RefSeq and is a predicted model, not a curated record.